AUGCCUUUUUAUAUACGCAGGUACUUGAAUGUGCUUAUUUUCCCUCCAUUCCGAGUCACAACCGAGUUGACUCAAAAACCAAGCCUAGGGUUCCCAUCAAAUCCUGCAAUCACUGUCAGAAUGGAUAAAAAAGACUGUGAGGAAUUUGCAAAAAGUGCUUCGGAUUUCAAGUGUGAGGAAUCUGCAAAAAAUGCUUCGGAUGUCAACUGUAGGAAGCUUCUCCACGCAGUUGAUGCACCAAUUGCAUGCCCAACUCCAGAGAAGAACUUUGAACCCUUGCUUAUCAAAUCCAAGCAGGCAGAAACUCAGCUUCCAGAAAAAUGCAGGACCAUUGCAGAUUUGUUUAGUCACAUGAGCUGUUCACUUAGAUUGCUGCAUCUGCGUAAAAAAUCUCCAACUUUUCAAAAUAUUAGCAAGCAGGUCGAAGUUCUUGGCAAGAGAAAAUUCUCCCAUGCCCAUCUUGCGCAGAUGAAGUAUAUACUUCCCGAAGGCAUACAUAUAGAUAAGGUGUUAGUUCAUGAUAAGAAGAGCUUGUGUAUGAAGCCGGACAUGAAGAUCACCUUGAUAUUUGAGGUUGUGGAAGAAUACUCCAAAGAAUUUGCUGAUAUGGCUCUUCGCCAAUAUUUUUGUUCUAGGCUGAUUGAUUUCUUCAAUAUGCACCCUGAGGCUCCUGAUAUUCCGGAGGCCAUACUGCCAGAGCCCUUUAGCCAAAGAACUCAUAGCUUGAUUUGUGAAGCUUUGCCUUUAAAUUCUUCAACAGAACUUCCGUCAACUUCCAAUCAAAUUGAACUGCUGCCUGAGAAACUCCAUUUGUAUCCAUCUUUUCGCAGACAUUUUUCUCGGAAGAAUGUUGCUGAUCAGACAGGAAAGCAUCAAUGCUUUUCACCCACUAAAACUUCUCUGUCAUCCCAUGUCUCUGAUUGCCUAGAUAACCAACGAAGUGAAAGCACAUGGCAGAAAGAAUGUGCUCCAUUACCUGAUUGUGUAACUAAUCUGAAUACAGAAAGAAGGCAGCAGAAGGAAUCAUUUUCUAUGUGUUAUCAACCAGGUGUUAUAAAUACACCAGUGCAUAAGAUCUGCCCUCCACAUUCUGUUUGUUGCAGUAGUUCUAAAAGCCCUGAUAUGAAAAUUGUCUCUUGCGCUGAUAGUUUAAUGAUAGAGACACCUGCCCAGUCAGCACCUGGGAGAUUGAUGCCCGUUUCUGAUGUUAAGCUUCAGAACAUGACUACUCAAAAGUCAACAUCAUGUCCUAAGUCUGCAAAAAGAGUGCUUCACUUUUCGCUCCUGGAAGGCUGUGAUGGCUUGGACAUUAGACUAGACAAGUUAGAGUCUAGCAGGGCACCGGAUGAAUUUGUUAGCAUCCCUGAAUCUAGCAGAGGAUGUUCUGAGAAUAGCAAUUCUUUUGUCCCUGUUGCUCUACCUCAGGAGGUCAAAGAGAGCCUUGGUUAUUCUUUUGAGAAAACCAACCAAAAUCUAGCUGGUGUAGAUGCAGGGAAUAAAAAAAUUUCAUCAUUGCUGGAUUAUGUUAAUGUUAUUCACUCUAUAUUUCAUUCUGAUAAAAGAACUUCAAUCACAAAAGAGGAGCUCCUGCAAAAGAUAAUUAUGAACAGCUCGGAUUUUGUUGAAAUUAGUGAAGUUGAAGAACAGAUCGAGUUUCUGGAAAAGUUGGUGCCAGACUGGAUUUGCAAGAAGUUGGUUUCUAGUGGAGAUAUUAUUUACUGGUGGGUUAAUUUCUGUCUACUGUUGAUUAGAUCUUUGUGCUUUUAUAGUAUUAGUAUCUUCUACGGAUGUGAGCAUAUCUGA
Messenger RNA from Gastrolobium bilobum, 1803 nucleotides. RefSeq names its product CDT1-like protein a, chloroplastic. Gene Ontology annotation, cellular component: nucleus. The record is from RefSeq and is a predicted model, not a curated record. NCBI's taxonomy places the organism in Eukaryota, Viridiplantae, Streptophyta, Magnoliopsida, Fabales, Fabaceae. Gene Ontology annotation, molecular function: DNA binding; DNA polymerase binding. Gene Ontology annotation, biological process: regulation of DNA-templated DNA replication initiation; mitotic cell cycle; DNA replication checkpoint signaling. Bases 1 to 1803 code for a protein of 600 amino acids. The transcript has 7 exons.